UUGGCCCGGAGGAGGGCUUCCCAUUCGCCGAGCCCGAGUCGAUAUCUGUUGCAGAGCUCGAUACCCCUGGCCAAGCGGAAUGGUUGCGCCCGCCUGCAGUCGUGCAGGGACAUGCGCUUAGGCCUGGACGAGACAUGGUCUAUCCAGGAGGGAUCCCUGGUUCUGUGCAUCAACCCAACCUAUACCAUAUCCGACCACGUGCAGCCGAGGUGGGAUGAGCUUGAACUCGUGGCCGGAGAAAUCCUGGUUGUCUGCCGCCUGUAUGCCGAUUUGUGGGCCCUUUGUGCCAGUGCUUCAUUUCCUUCCACCGCAAAAACCAACGAGGCCGCCAAUACCCAGCCAAUGAGCCUUGCAUUCGUGCCUCUCUGCGCAGUCACCCUUGCGGCGAACUUUAGUGCUUUCAAUCGAAGAUGCAUCGAGCAUGAUCUCCGCGACACCAGUGCCCCAAGGUUUUCAGGAAAUGGACUCCCUGUGAUGCCGCCGCCUCGUUCGUGCAGUCUCAUUGAUGGUAUGCAGCUGGCUCAGUCUGACAGACUCCACAACCGCCUUCCAGAGGUAGUAUCCGAUACGCUCAACAAGGUAUUGCCGGAGUGCGUCGAAGCUGAUUAUGUGCCCCUUAACCUUCACAUCGGAGCUCUCCUGUCCAAUCUGAAAGUUAGACGCAAUCGUCAGUCACAGUGUCUAGGUUUACCCGCAGCGGUUGAUCCGCCACCGCAACCCACUGAGCCAGACCCCAAACCCGCCUCCUCUUCAAGCCACAGGUUCAGAAAACUGUUUGGACUUGCGUAA
Aspergillus uvarum CBS 121591 is the source of this 789-nucleotide messenger RNA. RefSeq lists its product as uncharacterized. The transcript has a single exon. NCBI's taxonomy places the organism in Eukaryota, Fungi, Ascomycota, Eurotiomycetes, Eurotiales, Aspergillaceae. The annotation marks the transcript as partial. The record is from RefSeq and is a predicted model, not a curated record.